Odontomachus brunneus is the source of this 2139-nucleotide messenger RNA. Its product is annotated as tyrosine--tRNA ligase, cytoplasmic. Gene Ontology annotation, biological process: tyrosyl-tRNA aminoacylation. The record is from RefSeq and is a predicted model, not a curated record. Gene Ontology annotation, molecular function: tyrosine-tRNA ligase activity; tRNA binding; ATP binding. The transcript has 10 exons. Bases 374 to 1945 code for a protein of 523 amino acids. NCBI's taxonomy places the organism in Eukaryota, Metazoa, Arthropoda, Insecta, Hymenoptera, Formicidae.
UGUCAUUGUGGCCGUUUGCACUUAAUAAUCGUGCGCGUUUUUUACAAUUGUUAGUGGUGUAAUUUAAGUUGUGAACGUGUUCGUCAUAUCAGAAUUAUAAAAUACGGAUAAUUGUGAAGGAAAGGCCCAACCUCAUCGAUUUUGUUAAAAUUUGAAACCCCAUGCAAGAUAGAUGGAUGUCCAAUGGAGGUUUAAGAAGCGGACAUGUGGAUGUUUAAUGGAGGUCUUAUAGACGUUACGUCCAUUGGAAGUUUUGAAUCUCCAUUAUGGGUGUCCACUGGACGUUCAUUGGACGUUUUUGUUCCGUAGAAAUACAAAGAAUAAUUUACAAAAAAUUUACAAAUAAGUACAAAGGAUAUAUACAAAGAAAAUAAUGGCUCUAACAUGGAAUGAAAAGUACAAGCUCAUUACCAGAAAUUUGGCAGAAUGGCUGGGAGAUGAAAAACUUAAGAGUAUCCUAAAACAGCGUAAUCUAAAACUUUAUUGGGGUACAGCUACAACUGGGAAACCGCAUAUUGGCUAUUUUGCACCCAUGUCUAAAAUAGCUGAUUUCUUGCGAGGAGGAGCGGAAGUAACAAUUCUCUUUGCUGACCUCCAUGCAUAUUUGGACAACAUGAAAGCACCAUGGGAGCUAUUAGAACUUCGUACUCAAUAUUAUGAAGUUGUAAUUAAAGCAAUGCUAAAAUCUAUUGAUGUUUCACUAGACAAUUUAAAAUUUGUCAAAGGAACAGACUAUCAAUUAACUAAGGAAUACACAUUAGAUAUAUAUCGCCUAAGCUCGAUAGUGACAGAGCACGACGCGAAGAAAGCAGGAGCUGAAGUUGUCAAACAAGUUGUAAAUCCUUUGCUUUCCGGCCUUCUUUAUCCAGGAUUACAGGCCCUCGAUGAGCAACAUUUACAGAUAGACGCUCAAUUUGGUGGUGUUGAUCAACGAAAAAUCUUUACUUUUGCGGAGAAAUACCUGCCCAUGUUGGGAUACGACAAACGUAUUCAUCUAAUGAAUCCAAUGAUUCCAGGCUUAGCAGGAGCAAAAAUGUCCUCAUCUGAGGAAGACUCGAAGAUUGAUUUGUUGGACAAUGCUGCAGCAGUAAAAAAAAAAUUAAAAAAGGCAUUUUGCGAGCCAGGAAAUAUCACGGAUAACGGUGUAUUAGCGUUCUCAAAACAUGUUAUAUUUCCACUGUUAAAAAAUGACGAAGUUUUUAUUGUACCAAGAACUGCAGAAUUCGGUGGUGAAGUGUUCUUUACGAAAUAUGAAGACUUGGAGAUUGCUUUUGCGAAGCAGGACAUACACCCUGGUGACUUGAAAAACGCUGUAGAGAUAUACAUUAAUAAACUUCUGGAUCCAAUCCGCAAGGAAUUUGAGACAAAUUCGAAAUUGAAGACCCUGGCAAAUAAAGCUUAUCCUCCACUACAAAAGCAAAAAACUACAGAAAUGGAAAUUACUCCUAUAAGACUAGAUAUUCGAGUGGGCAAAAUAAUCGAAGUGAAAAAGCAUCCCGAUGCGAACUCACUUUAUGUAGAGAAGAUAGAUUUGGGAGAAUCGAGUGGUCCACGUACUAUAGUCAGCGGCUUAGUUAAUUAUGUACCUUUGAAUGAGAUGGAGAAUAGAAUGGUAGUGGUUCUUGCUAAUCUAAAGCCAGCAAAUUUAAGAGGAAUCUCAUCACAUGGUAUGGUUCUUUGCGCUUCAAUUGAUGAACCAAUCAAGCAAGUAGAGCCUUUAAGACCUCCACAAGAUAGCGUACCUGGUGAUAAAAUUAUUAUCGAGGGAUAUGAAGAUGGGAUUGCAGACGAUGUGCUCAAUCCAAAAAAGAAAGUAUGGGAAAAACUACAAGUUGAUCUAGCAAUGAAUGGAGACGGUGUAGCUUGUUGGAACGGAAAUCUAUUAAUGACUGCAAUGGGCGGCAAGAUAACAAGUGACACUCUAAAAAAUGUUCCGAUCAAAUAAUAUAUUAUAAAUACACAUAGGACUAGCUUCCUUGAUUAUUUCAAUCUGUAACACUGUUGUUUAUAUUUUUAUGAACCAUAUAUUUCUUUUCUAUACUAUACGUAUAUAAAUAUAACGAUUGCGUACAAUUACAUAAAUUUAAUCAAAGCUAGUAAAUGUAUAAAUAAAUAACUGAAUAAAUUUAGUUGCUAUUA